This is a messenger RNA of Coniophora puteana RWD-64-598 SS2, 3071 nucleotides long. Its product is annotated as ATP-dependent DNA ligase. NCBI's taxonomy places the organism in Eukaryota, Fungi, Basidiomycota, Agaricomycetes, Boletales, Coniophoraceae. Gene Ontology annotation, molecular function: DNA ligase (ATP) activity; DNA binding; ATP binding. Gene Ontology annotation, biological process: DNA repair; Okazaki fragment processing involved in mitotic DNA replication; DNA recombination. Gene Ontology annotation, cellular component: nucleus; mitochondrion. The record is from RefSeq and is a predicted model, not a curated record. The transcript has 22 exons. Bases 16 to 2520 code for a protein of 834 amino acids.
GCGCGCGUCUGCUGUAUGAUCCCUGUCCGCGUGUGUCCACGCCUUGCCCUCCACCUCAGGUUUAUGCGAAGGCAGCAAUCCUUAGGAAAGUUCUUUGCUAUGCCCCGGAAUGCCAAACCAGCCCCUCCCCAGCAGUCCAGCCUCGCCGAGGCCUGGGGCAAGAAACGCAAGCCGGAAAAACCUGUUGAGAAGGAACCUGCUUCCCCUAAGCCGGAUGACAUGCAGGUAGAUGAGCCUACGGAAUCCGCCGCGAACACAGACAAGAAGCGGUCAAAGUCUCCGUCACCCAGUCUUAAGAACUCGUCUCCUCGCCCUUCUAAACCUAAACGGCGGAGAGUUGUCGAGUCCGAGGAGGACGAGCCCAGAUCAAGCCAGUCACAUAAGCCAUCUUCACGAACAUCCUCUCCGAAAUUGAAGAGGAAAACGAAAGCCAACCCGGCGGCCGCAUCACCUCCCCCUGCCACGAGCGAGGACCCUGAAUCAGCUGCAAGUGCAGGUGAGGAGGACGCGAACGAUGAGGGCGAGGAAGAGCUUUCCGACAUGGAUGAUGAUGCUGCGCAGAAGAACGCUGAAGCUGCCCUAAAGCUCAAAAAUGAGGUCGACGUAAAGAGCUGGAAGGUCGGAGAGCCUGUGCCCUAUGCUGCACUGGCGCAUGCAUUCUCUAUGAUCGAGGCGACAACGAAACGGCUGGAGAAGACUCAUAUCCUGACCACAUUCUUCUUACUUGUCAUUCAGAGGAGCGCAAAAGGAGACACGAACUCCCUUCUGCAGACUGUAUAUCUGUGCAUCAACAGACUGAGUCCCGACUACAUUGGCAUCGAGCUGGGCAUAGGCGAAAGUUUGCUUAUCAAAGCCAUAAGUGAGUCAACAGGACGAAGUUUGGCUACCGUCAAAGCAGACUUAAAGAAGGAAGGUGAUCUUGGACUGGUGGCAUUGAACUCAAAGAAUAGCCAAAAGACAUUAUUCAAGCCAAAGCCAUUGACCCUCCCUUUUGUGUUCUCAAAGCUGAAGGAGAUUGCACUGUCAACAGGACAUUCGUCUCAAAGCAAGAAGGUCUCUAUCAUUACGAAACUCCUGGCCGCUUGUCAAGAUGUGGAGGCAAAGUACAUCAUCCGAAGCUUGGAAGGCAAACUUCGGAUUGGUAAUGCGGAACGAACUGUUCUUGUUGCCCUGGCUCAUGCCGCCGUUUUGGCUGAGAAGGAGCAAGCCGGCAAGAAGUGGAGCUCAGAGAAGCUCACUGGACGGCUGGAGGAGGGUACCCAUAUCAUGAAGAGCGUUUACAGCGAACUGCCUACAUAUGAUCUUGUAAUACCAGCGCUGCUUGAAGACGGUAUCGAUAAGCUCAAGGAGAAGUGUAAGCUAACUCCUGGAGUGCCACUGAAACCGAUGUUGGCCAAACCCACCAAAGCGAUCGGGGAGGUCUUGGACCGCUUCGAGAAUAAGCGCUUCACAUGCGAAUACAAAUAUGAUGGCGAGCGCGCUCAGGUUCACAAACUUGAGGAUGGUACUGUCGCGGUGUUCAGUCGGAACUCGGAGGACAUGAGCAAGAAGUACCCUGAUCUAGUCGAACAGCUGCCUCAUUGUAUCAAACCCACCACAAAGACCUUUGUCCUUGAUGCAGAAGCUGUUGCUAUCGAGAAGGCAACCGGAAAGCUCAUGCCCUUCCAGGAGCUCAGCAGGCGUAAGCGAAAGGACGUUAAAAUUGAAGACAUCCAAGUCCGAGUCUGCCUCUUUGCCUUCGAUCUUCUGUACCUGAACGGAGAGCCUUUGAUGCAAAAGUCCCUUGGUGAGCGCCGGGAACUGCUCCGCGAGCAUUUCCAGGUUGUCCCUGGAGAGUUCGAUUUCGCAAAAUCUUCGGACGGGGAAACGACCGAUGAAAUCCAGACAUUCCUAGAAGAGAGUGUGAAGGAUGGAUGCGAGGGGCUCAUGGUCAAGAUGCUCGAAACCGAUGCAAGCUAUUAUGAGCCAAGUCGGCGCAGCGUUAACUGGUUAAAGCUCAAGAAAGACUAUCUUGCCGGAGUCGGAGACUCCCUCGAUCUCGUCGUCGUGGGCGGCUAUUACGGGAAGGGCAAGCGGACGAACGUAUACGGCGCUUUCCUACUUGCAUGUUACGAUGCCGACGCGGAAGAGUACCAGACGAUAUGUAAGAUCGGCACAGGCUUCAGCGAAGAGGCGCUGCAGCAACAUUGGGAUACGCUACGACCUUUAGAGAUGGAAAAACUACGCGGAGACUUGAAGGCGGGUGGUGCGAAACCCGACAUCUGGUUUGAGCCAAAGAUCGUUUGGGAAGUCUUGACUGCGGACCUCAGUUUGAGUCCCGUAUACACGGCUGCUCAAGGCCUCGUGGAGGAAAGAGGAAUCUCACUACGGUUCCCUCGGUUUCUUCGGGUUAGGGACGACAAGUCGGCCGAUGACGCUACAGGCCCAGAACAGGUGGCAGAGAUGUACGAACGUCAAGCGCUGGCACAAAGCAAAGGCAAUAAGAAGGGCAAAGGUGGGGACGGAGACGACUUUUGGUAAAUUAGACUCGUCGUAUUCAAAUACUACUAUCAAACGACUACUCUUGACUAGUGUAAAAUCCAAAGGUGUAUAGGGAGAAAGCAAGAAAGCAAGUAAAGGAAAGUAGUUACUUGGCUUUUGCAAUCUUGUCCGCCUCUUUCCGGGUGGCCUCGAUGGCUUCCGUAACUUUGCCCUUGACUUCCUGAGCUCCAUCGGCGCCCUGGAGACCAUACUUCUUUUCACGGCCACCAUAAUACCAGUAGUUCACAAAGCGAGCGUCUUGUAUGGUCUGUGCCGUAGCGUUGGUUGCGUGACAAGCGAACAGAAGAUAAUUCCGAGGUUGUACUCUCCAUGCGAAACGCAUAAAGACCAUCGAGUAGCAGGCAAGAGCGGUGGUCAUAGUACCGGAUAUAACCUCUUCAUCCUUGCUCAAGUCGGCGAGAGCAGCCAGAGGAAGACCCCAGUUUGCGACCGGUCCCCAGAAAUGUGUACUAAAGAAGUAUUCGCGCGCGGCGGGGGAUCGCAGCCAGGUGAAGAAAGUGGAAGCCAUGAGGGAAAGCGAGGUAAAGUUG